Molecule: messenger RNA, 429 nt
Organism: Drosophila serrata
Lineage: Eukaryota; Metazoa; Arthropoda; Insecta; Diptera; Drosophilidae
Product: protein Turandot C-like
Biological process (GO): immune system process
Source: RefSeq, a predicted model, not a curated record
AUGAAUAUAUAUAUCAUUGUGGGAUGUUUUAUUCUACUUUUCUUGAGCCCCCUCUGCAUGGGCUAUACAUUAGAUGAAGCUCAAACUGAAAAGCAGAGAGUUAUCCAAAUUAUGCAAAGCUCCCCGGAUGUUCAAGACAAAAUCAGAAAUACACCAAACUUAGUGGCUCUAUAUAAUCGGGUUUCACCCUAUAUGCCUACCAGACAAAGGCAGAUGUUGGACAGACUUGUCGCCACGCAUACGGAUGCUAUAUUGGUGGAUGGUGUGCCAAGUCAGGGAGGACGCAAGAGCAAAUAUGCAGCCAAAGUGCUAUCGACUGUAGCUCGAGAGACGGCAGUUGGAUUUUUUAAUGAACUGGGUGGAGCAGUCUACAAUUGGUUACUUAGUUUGGUUCAAGGGGAUUCGAACAGCAAGAAAAAUAUGUUAUGA